Molecule: messenger RNA, 475 nt
Organism: Aspergillus ibericus CBS 121593
Lineage: Eukaryota; Fungi; Ascomycota; Eurotiomycetes; Eurotiales; Aspergillaceae
Exons: 1
Coding region: 1-459 (152 amino acids)
Source: RefSeq, a predicted model, not a curated record
AUGACUGCCUCCUUGCGGAUCCAGCUGGAUCCCAACCUCACCGCUACUGGCUCCGUCACCAUCAAAGCCACCAUCCACAACCCCAGCGACACCCCCAUCACCUUCCUCACCUGGUCCACCCCGAUGGACCCGAACGCAGGCAUCCUCGGCGUCUUCGAGAUCCGUGACACAGACACCGGCGAUCUUGUCCCCCUCCCCACCAUCCACAUGUCGCGCCGCGGGCCUCCCUUCGUCGACGACCUAAACGAAGUCCCCGCCAAUGGCAGCAUCACAGCACAAGUCGACCUGCCGUGCGUUCCGCUCGUCCACGGCCACCAUUACACCAUCCAAGCCAAAGGCACAUGGCAUGCCCUCUGGAAGGGUCCGAUCGAGCGCGUGACCAACCACCACCUGGAGAAUCUGAUCGAAGCCGAACGCGGCGAGUUUGAAUCGGAAAUCGGCUUGCUGGUUUGGGAUUAGGAUGCCUGUAUUCCUC